Camelina sativa (false flax) is the source of this 1605-nucleotide messenger RNA. RefSeq lists its product as uncharacterized. The record is from RefSeq and is a predicted model, not a curated record. NCBI's taxonomy places the organism in Eukaryota, Viridiplantae, Streptophyta, Magnoliopsida, Brassicales, Brassicaceae.
AAAAAANAAAAAACAAAGGGGGCUAAUUCGGAGCUCUCCUCCACCCACACACAUCUUUCUUCUUCUUCUCCGCAACCAUCAACAAACCAAAAAAAACAACCAAAAAUUUCCCAGAAAAUCAGAUAAUUCUUUGAGAUCAUCGGUGAAAUAACAACUCAUUCAUCAGCUUAAAAAAACGGCACUAGUUCCGAUCGUUUUACAGCUCGAAAAAGCUGAUUCUUUUCCGAUAAGGAUCAUUCCAAUUUCUAUUUCUUCCUUUGGGAGGUGAUCGAUCGGGUUUUAUUUAUUUUUAAAUUCUUAAAUUAGGUUUUUUGCCACCAAAUUAGCCGUCGAAAAGGGUUUUGUUUCGUUGCGAUCUAAGGAUUUCCGAUGGCGGGAUUGGAGAAAAACUCGGAUUUCUCAGGGAAGACGAAAUCGCCUACGACGUCGUCGUUUUUCAACAGGUCCCUUACGAUUCACGGGAGGACAGCGGCGGAUUCCAACCCUAAACCCCACAAUCUCAACCCUUCCCUGAACCGUACGACGUCAAUCACCAAAUUCUACACCCCCGUAGAAUCAGUAGGCAGUUCUCUCAAAGGAAAAGUCAAAAACCUCUGUAGAUUGUUCGAGAGUUCCAAACCUGUGAAACCACCUCCACCUGAGCUUCCUCAGAAGCAGAAAUCAGGGAAAUCGCUUUUAUCCGAGUCUCGGAUAUCGCCUUUCUCGACGUUAAACAACUCUGUGAUCCGUCUCCCAGGUACAGAGGAUAGGAUUGUGGUGUAUUUCACUAGCUUGAGAGGGAUUAGGAGGACUUUUGAGGAUUGUUAUGCUGUGAGGAUGAUCUUUAGAGGUUUUCGUGUUUGGAUCGAUGAGCGUGAUGUCUCCAUGGAUAUAGCUUACAGGAAAGAGUUGCAGAUUGCAAUGGGUGAAAAGAGUGUGUCUUUGCCUCAGGUGUUCAUCAUGGGGAAGUAUGUUGGUGGUGCUGAUGUGGUCAAGAGUUUGUUUGAGAUUGGCGAGCUUGCCAAGAUUCUUAAAGAGUUUCCUAUGAGACAACCAGGUUUUGUUUGCCAUUGUUGCGGUGACAUUAGAUUUGUUCCGUGUUCCAAUUGUAGUGGUAGCAAGAAACUGUUUGAUGAGGAUGAAGAUAGACUCAAGAGAUGUCCUGACUGCAAUGAGAAUGGUUUGAUACGUUGUCCCCAUUGUUCAUCUUGAGAUGAUCUCAUCAUCAUCAACCUUAAAAAAAAAAAAAAACAAAGAGGUAUUUAUUAUUCUCUUUUGAUAUGUCCAUUGUUGUGUUAGUAGAACAGUGAAUGAUGCUGCUACAAGUAUCCGAAAAUCUCUUUUGGAUCAGCAGCAUUUCACUUUUGGGUUUUUUUAAGGCUCUUGCGAUCAACGGUAAUUGGGAAUGCUGUUGAUCGUGGAUUUUAGUUUUAUGUAUGCUUGCUACUAAGGACUAAUGUAAUUUGUGUAGUCAAAAUGUCUGAAACCGGGUAGUAAGCAUUUUGACGUUCGUGUGUCAAUGUUGUGAAAGACAACUUUGUUCGUAUGCAUUUUAUUUUGAUUGUAUAUAUACUUAGUGUGUUUAUGGGUAUUAUUUUGAGUACGACAGGUAUCUGUGUUCGACUC